CCGCCCCCCCCUGCGCCGCGCUUAGCCAAUCAGGGGGCGCCCUGUUGGCUGCGCCGGGCGGCCGCGGCGGAGCAAGAUGGCGGGGGCCGGGCGGGCGCGGGCGUGGGGCAGCCUGUGGCGGCGGCUGCUGCUGGUGCUGCUGGUCUGGGCCGGCGGCACGGGCGCGGUGGGGCCGCACCGCCGCUUCGAGUACAAGUACAGCUUCAAGGGGCCGCACCUGGUGCAGGCGGACGGCGCCGUGCCCUUCUGGGCGCACACGGGCAAUGCCAUACCUAGCGCGGAUCAGAUUCGAAUAACUCCGUCACUGAAAAGCCAGAGAGGAUCAGUGUGGACAAAAAACAAAUCUGUAUUUGAAAACUGGGAGGUUGAGGUGACAUUUCGAGUGACAGGGAGAGGCCGCAUUGGAGCAGAUGGACUGGCAAUCUGGUUUACUGAAGAUCAAGGCCUGGAGGGUCCAGUUUUUGGGGCAGCUGAUAACUGGAAUGGUGUUGGCAUUUUCUUUGACUCUUUUGACAAUGAUGGAAAGAAAAACAAUCCAGUAGUGGUCGUUGUAGGCAACAAUGGAAAACUCCAUUAUGAUCAUCAGAAUGAUGGUUCCACACAGGCACUGGCAUCUUGUCAGAGAGAUUUUCGCAACAAGCCCUAUCCUGUCCGAGCAAAGAUUACAUACUAUCAAAAAACACUGACUGUAUUGAUUAACAAUGGCUUCACUCCAGAUAAAGAAGACUAUGAGUUUUGCGCGAAAGUGGAAGAUAUGAUACUACCACCACAAGGACAUUUUGGAAUAUCUGCAGCAACAGGGGGGCUUGCAGAUGACCAUGAUGUUUUGUCUUUUCUGACUUUCCAGUUGACAGAGCCUGGGAAAGAAGCACCUGUCCCUGAUGCAGAAAUUCCUGAAACAGAUAAAGAGAAAUAUCAAGAGGAGUUUGAGCAUUUUCAACAAGAACUGGAUAAAAAGAAAGAAGAAUUUCAAAAGGAACAUCCUGAUGUACAAGGACAGCCAGCGGAAGAUAUCUAUGAAAGUGUCAGUGAUCGUGAACUGAGACAAAUCUUUGAGGGGCAGAAUCGAAUUCAUCUUGAAAUUAAGCAACUUAACAGGCAGUUGGACAUGAUUCUUGAUGAGCAGAGGAGGUAUGUCUCUGCAGUGACGGAAGAGAUUGCCAAAAGAGGAGGAUCAGGUGUUCCAGGCCAACAAGGACAGGUUUCCCAACAAGAGGUUGACACUAUUGUGAAAACUCAAGAGGAGGUCCUCAGACAAGUGAAUGAAAUGAAGAGUUCCAUGGGAGAUACUCUUCGGUUAGUCAGUGGCAUUCAGCACCCAGGGGCUGCAGCAGGAGCCUAUGAAACAACCCAGCACUUCAAUGAUAUCAAAGAACAUCUUCAUGUAGUAAAGAGGGACAUUGAGCAUUUAGUACAGCGAAAUAUGCCUUCAAACGAGAAACCUAAGUGUCCAGAAUUGCCACCAUUUCCAUCAUGUUUAUCUACAAUGCACUUCUUUAUAUUCGUAGCAGUACAAACAGUGUUGUUUGUUGGUUAUAUCAUGUAUAGGACCCAGCAAGAAGCAGCAGCUAAAAAGUUCUUUUGAUGACUUGUUCAUUUUGUGUGUACAAUCCUGCUGUAUGUAUGCACAGAACAUCACCCAAGUCUGUAAAUGAGGGAAAUUUUAGUGUUUAAAAAUACUUCAUUAUUGUAAAUUAUUGAAUUUUUGUUAUACAAAGUGAAUUCAAGUUAAGCUGUUAAUACAAUGGUUUAAAAACAGACCUGAAAGCUGUGGGGCAAGUAAAAGGAAAACUUGUGGGCCCAUCCUACUUUUUCUUUUUAAUUAAGUUUCUAAUAGAUACUGCAUGAUACUCCUAUUGUUUUGCCAACAAUUUCUCAAGAUAAAGAAUUGGGGUACUUGGGUUCGGUUGCUGUUGAUGAGCAUUGGACACACAAGGAUUCACAAAAAAAAAUACCACUAAAUCUCCACAUAUCAGAUUCAUCUUUUUGGGGUUUUUUAAAUGAACUACCGCUUUCCUCAAUAUUCCAUUUUGGUAUGUCGGGGGGAGAAGCAUGAAAAAGUGUUUCAUUUUUUCUAUUUGGAUUUGUCACUUUGGCUAUGAUUCAGUGACUUGUUUCUGCAAUAAUAAGUUUCUGCAAACAAUUUUUAUAAUAUGUGUAUGAUGAAAGAUAAAGGUAUUUUAAUAACAGCCCGACUAGCAUCUUCUUGAGUAUAAAACAAAAGCUCUCUGUAUGGAGGAAGCCAACAAAGGCUUGUCAUUUUGGUUUUAGGAAUGGUUUGUGGGUGGUAGGAGGUUUCUUUCUAGGGCUUUUUUGUUUGUUUUCCAGACUUCUUUUGUUCUUGUUUUGAGGCUGUUGGGGAAGACGGGAUUUUCCAGUUGCCUGGUAGUAUUUGUGAAGCAUGUUUUGUGGGAUCAGUAUGUUUCUAAGCCCAAGUCUUUCUAUGGUUUUGUUUAGUGUGUCAUAGAAUCUCCUUUCAACAAAGAUUAUAUUGCUUGUGCCUCAAAAAUCCAGUUGACAUAAUGGCAUAUUUAGGUGGGGAAUGCUCCUUUAUUUUUUUGAUAAGGCUGUUGUCUUUCAUGAAUCAACAGAAAUAUCAUAGCAGAUACUUUAGUCAAUAUUCUACACAGGUAUUCAAAACUAGGAGUAUUAUGUAUGUGUUUUAAGUAUUUUUUUCAGAAGCUGUUAUUUCAGAUGUGUUCUGUUGUUAAUUCAGCAGUUCUUACUCAUGCAAGCAUUGUGAGAGUUCACUGUUUAAGUGUUCGGUCUUAUGCAUUUGAACACUCUUCAAUAUUGUUAUCAUGUGAGCUUUUGCUCCAGGAUGGAAAUGGAGCAAAUAUUCAAAAUUAGGAAUAAAAACAGAUUCAGUCUGCCUUGUUUACAUAUCCAUAGCAAUCUGUCCUUGAGUAGCUCUCUGUAGAGUUCAGAUAUAAUUCUUAAAUUGUAAGUCACAUGAUGAAAACUGAAUGUUUAAUGUUUUUAAUUACACAAUCAGUUUAUCUCUUUAUAUCUGAAAAAAAUUGUGUACAUUUUAAAUUCUGUACAACUUUUAACUCAGUUGAAAGAGACAACAUAUGCUGCCAAGUUCAGUGUUACAACAAAAUUGUUAAUAUUGUGCCUGAUAAUUUGGAGGGACAAUAAAUCUAUGCAAUAUACUUUUUUUUCUUAAACUGUAUAGUAAUAUAGAAAUCUGCUAUACCAACAAAAUGUGAUUCCCUCCAUACAUAUUUAUAUGGCUAUGAUGUGACAAACUUUUUGUAAAUGGUAUAGCUUAAUACAUUUAUUGCUAAAUUAUAAGAAGGCUAUGUUUGCUACAGCUGUAAGCUGUGCUGCAAUAAGCUGCACUAAGCAAAAAGUACUGGCUCAAACUAAUCUUGCUGGAUAAAAAGGUACAAGUCCAACGAUGGAACCCUUUCACUGAGUCGGAAUUACACAGCACGGUUAUUAAACUGCUCACAUCUCUCACCAGCAAGCAUCUACAGGUGCCUUGGGCUAGACUAUUACAAUAUUGACCCUUUUUUCAUUGAUCUAAGUUAUUGUAAAAGAAAUGGUUCAAAAGGUGACUAAAAUGCACAGCAUUGCUUCUUUCACCCUAAGCUUUAAGCUUCUCACCACCAGUGCUAAAUACAACAAAACUCCCACUCUAAUGGUAGACUUUGUAGCACUCUUACGCAGAAGGAAUAGAUAGACCUCAUAUGCACUUCUUUUCAGGAUAUAUUUGGCUUGGUGAUAAAUAGCUCUUUAAGACUUCCUCUAAUUAAUGUGCUUAUUCCUUGACACUGUGAAUCUCUCCAGCUAUGACUUAUUGUUCAGUUUGAAAACGAAAAUGUUGAAGGUAACCAGCGGUAUUGUAUCUUGUGUUGAACAAGCUGCAACCUAAAAUUAUGUUUACAGUGUACCGUUCAAAUAAAGUGUUUGCUGGUUGGAUGGAGCUGAUGUAGACCAGUGAUUAACUUGCCCUUGAUUUUAGUGGGCUCAGAAGAACGGUGAAAACAUAACUUCCAGGACAAGAUAUUCUUGUUUUGAUGAAAGACAACAUAUUAUCCCUGCCAUUUGCUGGAUGGUAGGAAAACUAAAAACCAUGUUCAUGAAAACUUGGCCUUGCUGUUCUUGUUCUUACCAUAAUUUUAAUUUUUCAGUCAGAAUAUUUUUAUCAGCUAAAACAGUAUUGCCUUCCUGCUGCUACUUAUGUUAACUGUAAGUUCAAACACAUAUUGGUUUUUCAAACAAACAAUUGAGGUUUAUUGGGAGAAAGAAACUUGAACCAGGUUAACACUAUGAGGGGUAAAAUAGUCUAGUCUGAAUUUUAACAGAGAGCUCUGGAUGAUAGGUAGCAAAUUUAAUAUUAAAAUUUGGCCAUAUGAAAAUUCCAGCAUGUGGUAUGAUGUUCAGUAAAUAAAUGGUUAUAUCUGAGUCCUUUAAACAAAAUGAAUAGUUGUUGUGUACAAACUUCUUCAAUUUAUUGUUCCCUGUUGAGAGAAUUGAAGUUGUUCACAUCUCAAUUACUGUAACACCAAAAAGGCUGUCCAUCAAUUGUUCUAAAAUUUUAAAUGGUUGAAACUUUCCUUAUGUUUGUUUCUAAUGUAAUUUGAUAGCUGGAAUUCAAGAUGAUAACCUUAUUUGAAUAAAGAUACAUAUUUUUAGUAAA
This is a messenger RNA of Alligator mississippiensis (American alligator), 4648 nucleotides long. It is a transcript of the gene LMAN1, whose product is annotated as lectin, mannose binding 1. The transcript has 13 exons. Lineage: Eukaryota; Metazoa; Chordata; Crocodylia; Alligatoridae. Gene Ontology annotation, biological process: Golgi organization; endoplasmic reticulum to Golgi vesicle-mediated transport; endoplasmic reticulum organization. The record is from RefSeq and is a predicted model, not a curated record. Gene Ontology annotation, cellular component: Golgi membrane; endoplasmic reticulum membrane; COPII-coated ER to Golgi transport vesicle. Gene Ontology annotation, molecular function: D-mannose binding. Bases 77 to 1585 code for a protein of 502 amino acids.